This is a messenger RNA of Drosophila persimilis, 3429 nucleotides long. RefSeq lists its product as uncharacterized. The coding region runs from base 355 to 3267 and encodes 970 amino acids. The transcript has 9 exons. The record is from RefSeq and is a predicted model, not a curated record. Gene Ontology annotation, molecular function: protein binding. NCBI's taxonomy places the organism in Eukaryota, Metazoa, Arthropoda, Insecta, Diptera, Drosophilidae.
CAAAAAAAGGAAGGCGAACAACUAAAGGAAUUUUCAGGCGUUUGGCAUUUUGUCAACCCGUGAAGGGCCACCCGAAAGAAGAGACAGAGAGAGAGAGAGGGAGAGAGCCGCACAAGUGGCUGCAACAAAAGGGCUACCACCGAAUCCCAGACCUCGCGACCCCUCUGGAAAACGAAAAACUCAGGCCGGAAAACGCUUGUUUCGACACGUGAGAGGAACAGAGAGCCAGAGCGGCAGAGAGAGGAGUGUGGCUGCAGCAGCAGCAGGAGGAGGAGGAGGAGUACAAAGUGAGGCCAAACCGAGGCUAGUGACAAGAAACAACAACAAAACAAACAGCUCUAUGCCGGCACCAAGAUGAGAGGCAGCCAAACAACAACGACAGCCACAACGACGAUAGCGCCCCUGCUCCUGCUACUCCUCUGGGUGGCCCAGGCGGCGGGACAAUGUCCCUGGCAGAGGGAUGUGCCCGACCUGCAGACCAGCUGCAUAUGUGCCUACAAUCUGGGCAGGGAACUGAGCGUGCAGUGUGACCAGGUGAACUUCGAAGACCUUCUGGGGGCCAUGAACACCCAUGCCCGGCUGAAGCCCGUGGAUCUGCUGUACGUGAACAACUCCUCGAUAUCGGAACUCCCGGACGCGAUCUUCAGCAAUCUGAGCCUGCACAAUGUGCAGCUCUCGAGCUGCGGCAUCAAGCGGAUUGCGGAGGGCGCCUUCCGGGGCCAGGAGGGUGUGCUGCGGAACCUCAAUCUGCAGGACAAUCUGCUGAGCGAUGUGCCGGUGAAGGCGCUGCAGCUGCUGGGCAAGCUCAAUCUGCUGGACCUGUCCAAGAACCAGCUCACCCACAUACCAGACGAUGCCUUCAGCGGCCUGAGCAAGCUGUCGACCCUCAAGCUGAACGACAACAAUGUGACCCUCUCGGCGGGCGCCUUCCGAGGACUCGAACAGAGUCUGAAGAACCUCAACCUGAAGGGCACCAAGCAGCGACGAGUGCCCGAGUGCAUCAGGGGGCUCAAGAGCCUGGCCUUCUUGGAUCUGUCCCAGAACGGCAUCAAGGAGCUGCCCGGAGCGGGCGGCAUACGGGUGUUCGACGGCCUGGAUGCCCUCACUGCCCUGAAUCUCGAGCGGAAUCUCAUCCAGAGCAUUGGCGAGACGGCCUUCGCGGGGGUACGCAAGACGCUCAGCUCCUUGAGUUUGCUCAACAAUCUGCUGGCCGAGUUCCCCAUCGGGGCCGUGCACUCCCUGAAGGAGCUGCGCGUCCUGGACAUUGGCUUCAAUCUGCUGACCAGCCUGCCGGAGGCAGCCUUCCGUGGCAACCCGGGCAUCACCCUCCUCGCCCUCGACGGCAACCCGCUGAGCUCCGUGCCCGAGGGCGCCUUUGCCCAUCUGAACGCCACGCUGCGUGGCCUGUCGCUGGGGGGCCGAUUCCUCCACUGCGACUGCAAGCUCCGAUGGGUAGCCGAGUGGAUACGCAACGGGGACCUGCAGGUCACAUCACGAGAGCGCAAUCCACAGUUCUGUGGCACCCCACCGCGUUUCCGGGACCGUGGCUUCUACUCCAUACAGCCCGAGGAGCUGAGCUGUCCGGACAUUGCCGAUGCGGCGCUCCGCGGUCCAGUUGGCCUGGCCGAUAACCUAAAGCCAACGUUGGCCUCGUCGUCCGUGGAUUCCGUGGAGUAUGAAACGGGGACGGGCACGGGCACGGGCACAGCUGCCUCUUCGCCGGUGGCCAGCAGUGUGAGCAGCUCCACAACCACAACGACAUCGACAACGACAAGCACAACAACCACAGAAGAGCCAACAACGAAGCGUUCGAGUACGACGCGUCUUCCGGCCAAGACAACGGCAAGCGUUUCAGCCAGCACUGCCCCGCCCUCGGCGGCCACAAACCUAUCCGCAAACGGCACCGGAACCGUCCAGGCCACCACCAUCACCACAAGCAGUUCCUCCUCCUCCUCCUCGGCUGCGUCGGGUGUCCAAGCGAACAGCAAACAGGCGCCGGGCUGGCGUCAGGGAGUGAACAACAACGGGGGACCGCACAAGCCGCAGAGACCGCCGCUGGUGCUGGGCUAUCCGCCGCAGAGGGGCACGCGGAUCGACGACGCGAACGAGGUGCAGGUGAAGCACGCCUUCCGCCAGGACAGCUCCGUGAUCAUCCAGUGGGACUCGGACACCGCCAACAUCCUGGGCUUCCGCGUGGUCUACCGCCUGUUCGGGGAGAAGGCCUUCAAGCAGGGACCGCCGCUGGAGGCCAGCGAGCGGGAGUUCAAGAUCAAGAAUGUGCCCGCCCAGGAGUGCAUCAUCGUGUGCGUGAUCUCGCUGGAGGAGCUGCACGUGACCCCCGAGACGGUGCCGUACCAGCAGUGCCGCGAGGUCCGCACUGUGGCCUCGCAGGCCUCCAACAUGGACAAGAUAACGAUUGCGGCCAGUGCGGCCAUUUGUGGCACCAUCAUUGUGGCCGUGAUUGUGUUCAUUGCUGCCAGCAGGCGCUCGCGCAAGCUCCAGAACAGCCAACAGAAGAGCCCACUGCCAAUUGGAGGACUGCCUGUUAAUUGCUGCGGUCCGACCGGUUCCCCAGGACCACUUGGCUCCAUUGCAACGCUAUCGGCAUUUAACAAUCACAAGGAAUGGGAUCAAGUAUCCGCGUACAGUGGACGCUCGAUACCGCGUCCCCGCAUCUAUCCCGUCGAGCAGCCCGACGACAUGCGCAGCCACUUUUCCGGAAUGCCCGGCAAAGUGGGGAAAUCAAGUCGAUCCAUUGCCGAUGGCCAGUCGCAGCACAGCUUCUCGAACAACUCGCAUCGCGGCUAUUUGGGUAGCGCCUUCCCCUCGAACCUGGUCAACUCGCGUCCAGAGCUGCGGCAGUCCCGCCAGUCCCUGGCCGCUGCCUCGGAGCGCAUGUCGCGCGCCUCCUACGCCGGCUCCAUCCACGGCGGCAAUGGGGGCGGCGGGGGUGGCGGCGGCAUGCAAAUGGGGGGUCCCGGUGGCCUGCCCGUGAGCAGCCUGAUGAGCAUGAGCGGCAUGGUGGGCGGCGGCGGACCCGCCAGCAUCGCCUCCAGCGCCAGACGCUCGCGUCCGCGCUCCAGAUCACGCGAUCAGCUCAAUGCCACGCACAUACAUAACCAUCGACCGGGAAGUCGAUACUCGCAGUCGGGCUCAACGCACACGUUGAACAACUACUGCGAUACGUCGGAUAACUGGACCGAUCACGAUAUGGACAUCUAUAUGGCGCGCAAUCCGACAACGCGCAACGGUCUAGUGCCAUUAUGAGGGCGGCUUACGUUAUCCUGAUAUUUCAAUGUUGUAUUAAAUCUGGAUGGCAUUUUCUGACAAUAUCUGACGCCGGCCAUCGAGGGGAGUGUUGCCACAAGGGAUGGUCGGCGUCAGCAGCAACAGCAGCAGCAGCGCAGAAAUGGUAGACAUUUGCAACAU